AUGUUACCUGAGGCCGAUGUUGGAUUGUCAAUGAUCGCCGUGUCCCCGGAGACAAGCGGCGAUGGACCACAGAUCGAUAGCUGCAUUCCAUACCGACCUGCCCGGGUUACCACGUGUGAAACUUGUGUAUUGUGGUGGGACUUCAAAUCUAAGGAAUCACAUGAAGAAGCAUCCUGUGUGCAGUCCGCCAUCAACUCCGUACGUGACUGCCUUCCACUCAGCGUCGUCGACGGCCAGGGGUUCCGUGAUAUGAUGGCCUUGGCGGCACCGUCUUAUACAGUACCUACCCGGCCGACAGUUCGUGCGAGGGUUGAGAAGAGGUACGCAGACGAACGCUCCAACAUCAUCUCCCGGCUCGAGAAGGCGACGUCUGUCUCCCUCACGACAGACACGUGGACGUCCAACUCUACCGAGAGUUUUAUCACCGUGACAGCCCACUACCUUGACGCCGAAUGGAUCCUCCAUUCGGACGUCUUGAUGACCAGAGCAAUGCCAGAGCGUCACACAGCCGAGAACAUCGCGUCCCGCCUACUAGAAUGCGUAAGGGAGUUCGGUCUCACGGGCAAGGUGGAAUGCUGCGUCCAUGACAACGCCCGCAACAUACAGAAGGCCGGCACACUCUGUCCAGAUUGGGGAGACCACUCCUGCUUCGCCCACACUCUCCAGCUCUGCAUCAAGCCAGUCCUCGAACUUCCUUCUGUCUCCAAGGUCCUGAGCAAGUGUCGAAAGCUGGUAGGGCAUUUCAAGCACUCAACGACAGUCACCGCUGAGCUACACCGUCGCCAGGAGCGGAUGCGGAAGGAGGGCGAGAAGCAACCGACACUGGCCCUCAUCCAGGACGUCCCCACGAGGUGGAAUUCCACGCAGCUGAUGUGUAGCCGCCUCGACAAGCUACGCCGGGUGGUCACUGACAUCAUGCUUGACGAUGACGUCACGAAGGAGGCCGACUGCGAUCUCCUUCUGAGAGACGGCGAGUGGGGCAUCGUUGCCGACAUAUCCACAGUCCUUGGGCCGUUCACCCACGUGACCACCUUCAUGAGUAAGGACAAGGACGUAUCCAUCGGGGAGAUGUUUCCCAUCGUGUAUAGUUUGGUUGGGAAAGUGUUGCAGCCCUGCAACAAUGAAACAGCACUGGUCGCCUCGAUGAAGACCACUCUCCGGGAUGAGAUGACGGAGAGGUUCCAGCCAGGCCGAGAUGAAACUGUCGAGUCCCUCCCGAUGCUCGCCUCACUUCUGGACUCUCGAUAUAAGAAGUUAAGCUUCCUGCCCAGGCAGCUACGACGAAGGACACACACCAUGCUGGAGGGCCGCCUUGACGAUGUCCCGUUCAAGGUCAGCUCGCGCGAUGACGGUGACUGUGCCACACCUGCUAAGCGACCACGGCUUGAGUUCAUGGUCACAGCCCCGGAGUCAUCGGUGGAGGACGAUCUUCAGCUGUACCUUGCCGGGAAGAUGGAUGAUGCAACACCAGCCCUCGAGUGGUGGCGGCGCAACGAGAACCGUUUUCCGAAGGUCGCGCAAGUGGCCCGUAGCGUCCUCGCGGUUCCCGCUACAUCUGUGCCAUCGGAGCGCGUAUUUUCGUCCGCCGGGCUUGUUCUGAACAAGUUGCGCAACAGACUUAACAGUGACAUUGUUGGUGCCAUCUUGUUCCUAAACAAGAACAUGCGUUCUGUGAAGUGUGACACUGAGUGA
This is a messenger RNA of Mya arenaria, 1692 nucleotides long. Its product is annotated as E3 SUMO-protein ligase ZBED1-like. The transcript has 3 exons. Lineage: Eukaryota; Metazoa; Mollusca; Bivalvia; Myida; Myidae. Bases 1 to 1692 code for a protein of 563 amino acids. Gene Ontology annotation, molecular function: protein dimerization activity. The record is from RefSeq and is a predicted model, not a curated record.